Messenger RNA from Benincasa hispida (wax gourd), 1747 nucleotides. The record is from RefSeq and is a predicted model, not a curated record. Lineage: Eukaryota; Viridiplantae; Streptophyta; Magnoliopsida; Cucurbitales; Cucurbitaceae.
CCUUCUUCCACAAGAAUUAAUUGAUACACAAAAUGAGAUCUUUAGUGCUUUACAUUGUUGUUUUUCUUUCUCUUGCAACUUGCACCAUUGAAGGCAACCAACUCUCUUUGUCAUCAUUGGAUUCAUAUGCCAAUGAUUACAAACACUUCAUUCAAGCAAUAAGAGAUUCUCUCACUCAAAAUACCUAUCAGUUGUAUGGUAUACCUGUCUUGAAAAAGGUAGUUCCUCCUUUUGAACGUUUCACCACCUUUACCCUCACCAAUGAAAUUGAUGAAACUAUCACUCUUGCAAUAGACAAGGUAAAUCUCGGAGUUGUAGGAUAUCUUUCAAACAACAUUUCCUAUAUGUUUCUUAAUGCUCCAAGAGAAGCUUUUCGAGUCGUCUUCCCGUCGACUUGUCGAGUCAUUCUUGAUUUCGAUAGCGAUUAUAAAUCCAUUGAAAUUGCAGCUAGUACUACAAGACAAGAAAUUGUUCUUGGAUUUGAUCCUAUGGAUGUAGCCAUCUCCACCUUAUUUCACUAUCAAGAAAAUUCCAUCCCUAAAGCAUUUCUUGUCAUCCUUCAAAUGGUAAUAGAAGGAUUAAAAUUCAAGUUCAUUGAGCAAAGUGUUUUCAUGAGCUUAAAAUAUCGUUACAACUUCAAACCUAGUCUUGCAAUUGUUAGCUUACAAGACAAUUGGGUAAGACUUUCUUCACAAAUCCAAGCAUCUUCAUCACUACAAGGAUUAUUUGGAGAAGUUAUUGAGCUUUAUGAUUCGAAUGAUAAAAUCAUUCGAGUGGAUGCCAUUGAUUAUCCAAUCAUACUCACUAACAUUGCCAUGCAACUUUAUCAUUGCAAUGUUAGUACAAAUAUCAUAAAGAUGACGGUCCAAAAUGAUUCAUGCUAUAUACAAUCACACUCUACACGUAUUAGUGGGAGAGCAGGACUUUGUGCUGAUGUAAAAAACGGAUUUUCUAAUGAUGGAAAUCCUAUCAUUCUGUACCCAUGUGGACAACAAGCGAACCAAAACUGGACAUUUCAAAGAGAUGGGACAAUUCAAUCAUUAGGAAAGUGCUUAACUUUUAAUGACACAAACUUUGUUGUUAUUUAUAAUUGUAGUAAAGUUGCACCAAGCACUAUCAAAUGGAAAGUUUCAAUUGAUGGGACAAUCAGCCAUCCUAGUUCUGGGCUUGUCUUAACAGCAAAUUCACCAGCAGCAAACACCAAAUUGAAAAUGGAAGCCAAUACACAAACUUUUAGCCAAUGUUGGAGGGUUGGAAAUUACAUUGAACCAAUUGUAGGUUCAAUUAUAGGGUUUUAUGGGGUUUGUUUAGAGGCAACAAAUGACAACACAAACUUGAAGUUGGCAGAUUGUGUGAAGAACAAGAGACAGCAAUAUUGGGCUCUUUAUGGUGAUGGAACUAUAAGAGUAAAUAGUAGUCGCAAUUUGUGUGUGUCUUCUUCUUCCUCAGAUUGCAUACCAGGUCGGGUCGUUACUGUUCUUAAGUGCAAUGGAGGAUCAAACCAACGUUGGUAUUUCAAUGUUAAUGGCUCAAUCAUGAACCCUAAAUGUGGGAUGGGGAUGGAUGUUGAUACACGUUGGAAUGAUAUUAUUUUGUAUCCUAAAACGGGUGAAGCUACUCAACAAUGGUACUUAUUCUACUAAGUUUUUGGUUGUCAUAUCCACACAUGAUAUGUUGAGUAUAUGUAUUGUAUGAUCUAAUAAAUAAUAAGUGUGGAUUACUCUUAAGGGGUAUUUGUCAUUUGUUA